AUGGCGGACCUUCUGUUGCCGCCGACGCGUUCAAUAGCGCCAAAUUCUCGUCCUCGUAUUGGCUUGCGCAUGGUCGCGCUGUCGCAAUCGAUCACGGCGACCUCCUUAGCGACCUCGAUGCCGCGCCCUUGGGCGUCGUCCCCAUUCGCUGACGACAAGGAGGCCCUCUUCUCCGCAGUGCUGGCCCUUGACUGCGUCGUGCGCGAUCCGGGUGGGCACCGGCAAUUUUUCCUCUUCCCUCGCGAUCGAGACCUUUUCGAAGCAUCCCCGCCUCGGUGCGAGGCGCUUGCGCGAAGCAAAGACCAGGGUAUUGUGCAGUUCGUGGCUAGUCUUGGUCCGGCGGUAGCGGGGGUUCACCGACACAGCCUUGAGCUCGUCUUGGAUCGCCUUCCCCAGCUUGGGCGUCAUCGCCGUACGAGCUGGUUAUUGACGAGCACCGGCCUUCGUGUCGUUGUGGGCGCCACGCCGUACGCCACGCUCGCGUCCGGGGGGGUGGGAAGGUCAGGGUGUCGCGUAACAUCCCCCUGUCCAGCGCGUUGUCGGAUCAUGCAGCACGAAAGUCGACUGUUCCAAACGAUCUUCUCCUGGUCCCUACGUGCGCGCGCGCAGAAAAUAAGACUUCAGACUCAGUAG
Messenger RNA from Chondrus crispus (carragheen), 633 nucleotides. RefSeq lists its product as hypothetical. The record is from RefSeq and is a predicted model, not a curated record. The transcript has a single exon. NCBI's taxonomy places the organism in Eukaryota, Rhodophyta, Florideophyceae, Gigartinales, Gigartinaceae. Bases 1 to 633 code for a protein of 210 amino acids.